AUGAGCUCAUCAUCAAACAACAAUGGAUUAUCCUCAGCCUCAUCCGCAUACAACGUGGGAUUGGUUUCGGGCUCCUCCUUUCUCAAUCAUUCAGUAAUUUAUGAAAACUUUUCUUUACAGGGUUCAUCCAACAACAAAUUUCAUGCUCCAAUUUGUCAACAAUGGCAUAGAAAGUAUCCAUUGCUUGCAAUUUCUAAGGUCAAUGGAGUUGUUUCAGUGUAUGAUGAUCACGGAGAAAAGAUGGAACGAGUCAACUUGUCUCGUUCUUCAAAUUGUACAGCACUUGCAUGGCAUCCCUCCAAAUUUAUUCUUUGCACGGGCUGGAAAGAUGGAGCCCUCUUGAUCUAUAACGAUAAGGAUCACAAUCAGAAAGAGGUAGAAAUUGAGGAACAUGGAAAAAUAUGUGCUUUGAAAUGGACACCCGAUGGUGAACGAUUAAUAUCGACACAUCAAGAUGGAACUAUCGGAGUUUGGAAGUAUGAAGGAGGAAAAUUAAAGCAUGUGGUGAAUUAUGAAAAUCCUGGCUCAUGUAUUGAGUCAGCAGAUCAAAUAGUGUUCAAAACAAAUAGAGAUCCAACAACGGAAUUGUCGUGGAUUUUCUUUUUGCCCGUCACAGCUGGUCAAGGAUCAAAAGUUGUGGUUGGAGUGGCUGACGACCUUAAUGAAACCACUCACAAAUCUGCAAAUGGAGUUCGUGUUGACACUCUUCACGACACUGGAAUUCAAUUUAAUGGAUCUCAAAUUUGUUCACUACUGUUUCACAGAGAAAAGUCUCAUCUUGUCCUUCUCACUGACUCUGCCUUGCUUGUGGUUUACAAGAUAAAUGCUUCCAUCACCAAACCAAAUGAAAUUGGAAUGAAACAAGUCAUGAGAACAAAAAUUAGCAUUUCCAAUGGUUCUGGUACCACCAUUAAAACUCUAUGGGUCGGAUCUGGAGCCAUUGCCACCAUUACCAGUAAUGAAAACAUGAUUAGAGUUUGGAAUUUGGAAACCGACGAAAAUACAACUCUCCUACUCACUCCAAAUAAUGAUGGUGAAAUCAUAAUCUCAUUUUCAUUCAAUCCUCAAAAACGAGCCAUUGUAGGAGGCACCAGUUUAGGUCGCUUAGUGUUUUGGACUUUCACGGGAAAUCAAAAAGCAAGAGAUCAAUGGGAAAAGUACGGUGAAUAUCAAGUUCCAAGCAAACAACCAGUGAGAAUGGUUCAAUGGGGAUUUGGAGAGAGAGUUCUAUGCUAUUCUUGCGGAGAGAAUAAUGACAUUGAAAUUUUGCAAGAAAAUAGCUUCCAAAAGAGAAUGAAGAACAACACAGUCGCCAUUCAAAACUCGUUGACUUCUGUGAUUAUUGGUCGAUGUUUAAAUAACGAAGAAAAGAUACCUCCUUUAACCAUCAAAACAGGAAUUAAUAUUAGAAAUUUUGAUCAUUCAGAGACUCACUUGGUCGUUUCAAAUAAUUCAGUGAUUGAACUAUUCGAACACAAAAGCAAGGAGCUCGUGAAAAAGUCAGAAACCUUUGAAAUUCCGUCGAUUUGUGUUGGAUUGCACACAGAAAGUAUUUUUGUACCGACCAAUGGUUCUGCAAAUUCGAACCCAAGAAUUGAGAUUUACAGUUUUAAAGGUGUCAAGAAGCAAACAUUGCAACUCUCUGAAGAAGAAGGUAUUCCAACCUCAAUUGAUGUUCAAGGAGAUUUCAUCACCGUUGCUACCAAUACCAAUCACGUAAGAAUGUGGCACGUACUCGGACGAGAGGCUAAACCAGUUUCAGUUUCCAAGAAAGUGUUUGACAACAAUGAGAAUGAUCAAUCUGAAAAAACCUACAUUUCGUCGGUGAAAUGCAACUGCAAUGGAACCAUGCUUGCUCUGUUAGGAAAGAUCAAGACGGAAGGUGAGAUUGAUUUAUUGUCUCCUAGCACCAAGCUCUAUGUCUAUGAUUUUGAGCAUGACAAAUUACAGAGCUUUGAUUUUGAAACCAAGUUUAAAGGUGGUACUCCUACCUCUGUAUUUUGGGAUUUGAGUGAACCAAACUUGCUUUCUGUUGAGUUGAAGAAUUCUGACAAUGAGGUAUAUGUUUGCACCCUUUUUGCCACACAAGAUCACGGCACACUCUUUCAGGAUUAUUUUAAGAUUGAUAGGAAUGCACAAUCACUCGUAGGACAAUGUGUUCCCAAUCUUUUCUUUGUGAAGAAUGAUGCCUCGGGCUCGAACGGAGAUAUUUUUGAAAAGAGAGCCAUGAAAGACUUUGAAGGAAUUGAUGAAGAUCAAUUAUCAUCGAAAACCAAGAGAGCUCUCUUAAACUUUAGUUUCUAUCUCAAUAUUGGAUCUAUGGAAGAAGCUUACAAAUCCGUCAAACAAAUUGAGUCUAAAUCUUCCAUUUGGUACAACAUGGCCAAAAUGUGUGUUAAAACUCGCAAAAUGGAAAUCUCAGAAAUUUGUUUGGGCAACAUGAAAAAUGCAUUAGCAGCAAAAGCUCUCAGAAAGGUCAAAGAUAGUGAGCCUAAUGAACCACUGGCAUGGAUAGCAACAUUGGCCAUUCAGUUAGGCAUGAUCGAUGAAGCUGAAAAACUUUAUGCCGAAUGUGAGAGAAAUGACCUUCUCAAUGAAAUGUAUCAAUCCAUUGGGCAGUGGGAGAAGGCACUCGAAAUUGCCAAAACCAAAGAUAGAAUCCAUUUAAAAACAACUUACUACAAAUAUGCAAGAUAUUUGGAACAAGAAAUUGGCGAUUUAAAAUCGGCUGAAAAGUUCUAUGAACUUUCGAACACUCACAAGUAUGAAGUACCUCGAAUGUAUUACAAUGCAGGUGACUUGACAAGUCUGCAGAAUUAUAUUCUCUCUCGACCUGAUGACAAGGAAUUGAAUAGAUGGUGGGCUCAAUAUUGUGAGGGCAACACAGACUAUGAAGAGGCUCUCAAAUACUACAUUCAAUCCAAUGAUUUCCUUUCCCAAGUGAGAAUGUAUUGUUUCAUCGGGAAUUUAAAGAUGGCAGCUGAGAUUGUGAAAAAGUCUCAAGAUAAAGCUGCUGCUUACUACUUUGCAAAACAGUUAGAGAAUGAAAAAGAAAAUAAGAAGUUGUUGGAUCAUGCCAUCAAAUAUUACAAAUUUGCAGGAUGUUUCAACGAAGCGGUGAGAGUCGCUAAAUUGUUAGGCAAUGACAACGAAGCAUUGAAUCUUUCUCUGCAAUCAUCGAAUGAAAAACUCAUGAUUGACGUUGCCCACUACUUUGAAUCCACAGGUCAAACAGAUAAGGCAGUAUUGUUGUACCAAAAAGGUGGAAACUUGUCUCGUGCCAUCGAUUUGUGCUUUAAACAUCAAUUAUUUGAUACUCUUUCCACAAUUGCUGAUAAUAUUUUCAAUGACAAAUCAGAUAGCGACGACCCAGAGGUGUUCAUGAAAUGUGGACAGUUCUUUAUUGAACAUUCACAAUUUGAAAGAGCUGUGCAAAUGUACAUUCGUGCCAAAGAAUACGAGUUAGCUUUAGAGUUAUGUAUCAAGAAGAAUGUCAAAUUAACAGAAGAAAUGGCAGAUCAAAUGUCUCCUCCUUCAGAGGAAAUUCCAACCUCAUCGGCCUCGUCACACAAUAACAGCAGUACGAGUCUCACUUCUCUCAGUAAUAACGAAAGUGGGGCCAACGCAGGAACCUCACCUGAAAAUGAGGAAACCAAUGAAAAGAUUCUUCUGCUGAGGAAGAUUGCAAAAGUGGCAUCCAUACAAGGAAGUUAUGCCAUUGCAACCAAGAAGUAUGUCCAAGCUGGUGACAAGUUGAAAGCCAUGAAGGUUCUCAUCAAGUCAGGAGACACUGAAAAGAUUAUGCUCUUUGCAGUACUGAGUAGGCAAAAACAACUGUACAUAUUGGCAGCCAACUAUUUGCAAAGCUUGGAUUGGCACAACGAGCCUGAGAUUAUCAAAUCUAUUAUUUCGUUCUACACAAAGGCUAAAGCAUGGAAAUUCCUUUCAAGCUUCUUUGAAACCUGUUCUCAGGUGGAAAUUGAUGAAUACAGAGAUUAUGAAAAGGCGCUGGACGCUCUUCGUGAAUCAGUCAAGUAUUUAACCAAAGAAAUUAAGCAGAAUAAGAAGAGCAACCCAAAUUAUGAUAUGAGGUUGAAACAGCUCAAUCAAAAAAUUUUUUAUAUCGAAAAAUUCAUUUUGGCUAAAUCUCUCAUGAAUUUGAAAACGAAUGAAGUCCAAUUUGUUUCGAUAUGCAGAGAGCUGAUUAAUAAUGUAAACAAUUUGGAAGAAGAAAGUGUGAUUGAAAUCGAUGAAGCUAUACGAGUUGGAGAUGUUUUUGCAAUACUCAUCGAGUAUCAUUUACAAACAUUGAAUGAUCCUAACACUGCCUACAAAUUAAUUUUGGAAAUGAAACAAAAAGAUAUCACUCUAAAUUAUUUCCUUGAUGAAGAAAUGAUCAAGACCAUUUGUAAACAUGUUGGAGUUGAUUUCAAUGAAGUCAUGCCACCAGAAGAUAAUCAUUCCACUCGAACAGGUGAAGAUGAAGAUAUUCAAGAAGAAAUUGAGGAGGAUUAA
Messenger RNA from Naegleria fowleri, 4515 nucleotides. RefSeq lists its product as uncharacterized. The record is from RefSeq and is a predicted model, not a curated record. Gene Ontology annotation, biological process: intraciliary retrograde transport. Lineage: Eukaryota; Heterolobosea; Eutetramitea; Acrasida; Naegleriidae. Gene Ontology annotation, molecular function: protein binding. Bases 1 to 4515 code for a protein of 1504 amino acids. Gene Ontology annotation, cellular component: intraciliary transport particle A; ciliary basal body; axoneme. The transcript has 2 exons.